AUGGAGGAAACAACAGUUGUUUGUGUUAUCGGAGUAGCAGGGAUCUUGACGAUAUACAUAUGGCGACUUUUGAAUUUCUUGUGGUUUAAACCGAAAAAGAUGGAGAAGUUUCUAAGAGAUCAAGGACUCAAAGGCACCCCUUACCGAUUCAUGGUCGGAGAUUCGAAAGAGUUGGAGAACAUGAUAAACGAAGCCAACUCUAAACCUAUGAGUCUAAAUCAUGAUAUCACUCCUCGUGUAUUGACACUCUUCCAUAAAUCCAUCAUUACUCACGGCAAGACUUGUUUUACAUGGAUGGGGACAAGACCUAUGGUCAACAUAUCUGAACCCACAAUGAUGAAAGAGGUCUUGGCUAAUUAUCAUCAAUUUCAAAAGCCAAAGGGAGGAAACCCAUUAAUAGAGUUGCUAGGAAGAGGGUUGAUCAAUGUCGAGGCUGAUCAAUGGAUUAAACAUAGAAAAAUCAUCAACCCUGCUUUCCAUGUCGAGAAGCUCAAGCAUAUGGUUCCUGCAUUUUUUGUGAGUUGCGGUGAGAUGAUUCACAAAUGGGACGAAAUGGUAACGAAAGAGAGCUCGUGUGAAGUGGAUGUAUGGCCUCAUCUUCAAACACUUACAGCGGACGUGAUUUCACGUACAUCGUUUGGUAGUAGUUUUGAGGAAGGAAGAAAGAUAUUUGAACUUCAGAGAGAACUAGGGGAGAUGACUAUGAAAGCUGCAAUGUCAAUUUACAUUCCUGGAUCAAAAUUUUUGCCUACCAAAAAAAACAAGAGGAUGAAAGAGAUUGAUCGGGAAGUGAAGGCUUCGAUAAAGAGUAUAAUUGAUAAACGAGUUGUUGCUAUGAAGGCCGGGGAAAGUAUCAAUGAUGACCUUCUGGGCAUUCUUUUGGAUUCCAAUUACAAAGAAAUUAAACAACGAGGAAAUAUCAAUUUUGGCUUAAGCAUUGAGGAAGUCAUCGAAGAAUGCAAACUUUUCUAUUUUGUAGGACAGGAAACCACCGCAAAUAUGCUUGUUUGGACUAUGAUUUUACUAGGUCAACACAAGGAGUGGCAGACACGAGCUAGAGAGGAAGUUUUACAGGUUUUCGGACAAGAAAGACCAGAUAUUGAUGGGUUGAAUCACCUAAAAAUUGGCAACAUGAUCUUCAAUGAAGUUCUUAGACUAUAUCCAUCUGCAAUAUUGCUACGACGAUCAGUACAUGAAGAAACCAAAUUAAGAAACAUAAUCUUGCCGGCAGGAACCCUCAUUCAAUUAAACACGUUGUUUUUACACCAUGACCAAGAUAUAUGGGGUGAAGAUGUGAACGAGUUCAAGCCCGAAAGAUUUUCUGAAGGUGUGCUAAAGGCAACCAAGGGGCAAGCGUCAUAUGUCCCAUUUGGAGGUGGCCCACGUAUAUGUGUCGGACAGAAUUUCGCAAUGCUAGAAGCUAAAAUAGUGUUUGCAAUGAUUCUGCAACGCUUCUCUUUUGAUCUAUCUCCGUCAUACUCACAUGCUCCACACGCUAUAAUUACUUUAAAACCUCAAUUUGGCGCUCACUUGAUUUUACACAAACUUUAG
This is a messenger RNA of Cynara cardunculus var. scolymus (artichoke), 1551 nucleotides long. Its product is annotated as cytochrome P450 CYP72A219-like. The record is from RefSeq and is a predicted model, not a curated record. NCBI's taxonomy places the organism in Eukaryota, Viridiplantae, Streptophyta, Magnoliopsida, Asterales, Asteraceae. The coding region runs from base 1 to 1551 and encodes 516 amino acids. The transcript is spliced from 5 exons. Gene Ontology annotation, molecular function: iron ion binding; monooxygenase activity; heme binding.